Molecule: messenger RNA, 1804 nt
Organism: Patiria miniata (bat star)
Lineage: Eukaryota; Metazoa; Echinodermata; Asteroidea; Valvatida; Asterinidae
Product: enoyl-CoA delta isomerase 1, mitochondrial-like
Exons: 8
Coding region: 702-1535 (277 amino acids)
Biological process (GO): fatty acid beta-oxidation
Cellular component (GO): mitochondrion
Molecular function (GO): enoyl-CoA hydratase activity
Source: RefSeq, a predicted model, not a curated record
UCUCGGGCCAAGCCCAUUGUCGGCCCGUUGUUAGCAUGAGUCCUGUUGGGUUUUUUUAUUGAUAAGUUGACCUUUUUACUUUCGCAUUCAGUAAGUUGAUCUGUAUUUCAUGUUGGCUUUUUUGCUUACAUUGUGAAGCAGGUGCUUCAUAGCGAUCUCUCUCCGUUUAUUCGCCAUGCAUCUGUGGAGAGAACCAAUUGUGGUAAAUUGCCCUCCUCAAGGACACAAACAGCCACUGUGGCAUGUCAUUGCGACUGCUACAUGCAAACAAAUCGGGUUGUCCCGUCCCUGACACUACACCCAUUUCACCUACCCACUUUGACAAGUCUGUCUAUGACCGUGAGCACACGCACAAAAAACCCCUUUAUUAUAAUUACUCAAACCUCAGUACACGUAGUAGGUGUGUCACGGGUCACUGAUUUGGUUCUAAAACCCAAACAGGAAAGGAGCGCAAACCAUGCAUGGAAAUACCGAACUAAAAACACAAUACCUUCAGUACUUGUCUGAAUUAACGUGGGAAGAUAUUUAUUUGCGAAGUGUAGGCCUAAAUAGUAUUAAUAGAAACGCCUGUAUUACUCACGACCCCUCCCAUAUUAGCUGAAAAUAAGACAAUCUCAUUGGGGGACCUCCUAUAUCGGCAACUAAAGGUUUGGAUCCUGUUAAGUAGCGGAAUCUUGUGGAGAUCGUCAGCACGUAAAAUCAUGGACAACACGAGUGGACCGAGUGGAAUUGCGAACGGAUCGCAAAAAUUCGUCACAGUUGAAAAGGACAAAGUUAUGAAAGAUGUAGCAGUUGUCAGCCUGAACCGCGGUCCAUCGAAUCUCCUGAACAGAAAGCUGCUACGGGAGUUAAUCGGGAUCAUGGAUGACAUCGAGGCGAAUAAAAGCUACAGAGGCGUCAUUCUAACAUCAUCAGUUGCCCAUGUAUUCUGUAGCGGCCUGGAUGUGAUGGAGAUGUACAGAAAAAGCUUCGACCAGUUCCGGGAUUUCUGGAAGUCUCUUCAGGACCUGUGGGUUCGGAUAUACCUCUCAAGACUCGUCAUUAUUGCUGCAAUCAAUGGUACCGCGGUGGCAGGAGGAUGUCUGCUAGCCAUCAGCUGUGACUAUCGCAUCAUGGCCAAGGGACCUUACUCCAUCGGUCUCCCCGAAAAUGUCAUUGGUCUGGUUAACUCAAUCUGGGUUUACGAGACAUUAGCGAGGUUGGUUGGGCCCAGACAGGCAGAACUGAGUCUUCAACUUGGCCUUGAGUACCAAGUGAAAGAGGCAUCAGAGAUCAGGCUGGUGGAUGAAGUGGUUCACCCGAAGAAACUGAUGGAAGCCUGCCGAGAGGAGAUGACCAAAUGGCUUCGAAUACCGGAUUUUUCCCGAGUUCGAACCAAGCAGUCACUCCGCGAGCCCGUGGUCAUGAUGCUGCAAGCCAACCCCGAGGGCGACACGCAGAGCAUGUACAGCCACGUCAGCCAAGACGUGGUGCAGGAGACACUGACGAACGUUCUCAAGAAAUUCAAGCUGCUGGAAGCGUCAGCUAAAAAGUAACCUAAAAUGGUAGAUGCAGGUUUCGGAAAAUAUGCGUAGGUAUAGACAAGGGAUUGGAUACCUUUUGUAAAGAUAGUGACCCGAGGAUAAAGCGCAUGAGCCGUGCGCACGAAAUGCUGCAGUGGUAUGAGAGUCCCAACAUUUAAGGUAUUGAAAACUUUUACAUAUGCAAUACAAGAAGAUAGACUGGCAUCUGAAACAACCAGUCCAACACCCUUCACAGUACGUACUGCAUCAAUCAACUGUGCCAAAAGAAACAUCUGCCAUGU